Messenger RNA from Syngnathus acus (greater pipefish), 2448 nucleotides. It is a transcript of the gene asah2, whose product is annotated as N-acylsphingosine amidohydrolase 2. Lineage: Eukaryota; Metazoa; Chordata; Actinopteri; Syngnathiformes; Syngnathidae. Gene Ontology annotation, cellular component: extracellular region. The coding region runs from base 184 to 2394 and encodes 736 amino acids. The transcript has 20 exons. The record is from RefSeq and is a predicted model, not a curated record. Gene Ontology annotation, biological process: long-chain fatty acid biosynthetic process; ceramide catabolic process; sphingosine biosynthetic process. Gene Ontology annotation, molecular function: N-acylsphingosine amidohydrolase activity.
GAUAACGCCGCCAAAGGUCCGUCGCUGACCGAGCCUCCCUCCAUUCACGCGCGACUUGCGCUCCUCUCGACCGUCGUCGUCGUCGUCUCCUCUUGUUUGCUUUUACAAUUUGUGUGUCCUUUUUGUAGAGACUUCCAAGCGAAAGCUAGCCGUGUUAUUUUUCUGUCCCAGUUUGCCAACAAGAUGGCCGCCAGGAAGCGUUUCACACUUUCCGCUCUGGAGGUGACGCUGACCGUCCUCUUUGUGGUCAUGACGACCGUCAGCGUCACUCUGAUCACCAUGACGGCCACCCGUGGCGCGACCACCUGUCCCAGCCCGACUCCGGACCCGAAGCCGUCUUACCUGAUCGGAGUGGGACGCGCCGAUUGCACCGGACCCCCGGCUGAACUUCCUCUGAUGGGCUACGCCAACCCUCAGCAGACGGCUGCGGGAAUUCACACCCGUUUGUUCAGUCGCGCCUUCAUCAUCGACGACGGUCGCCGCCGAGUCCUCUUUGUCACGGUGGACGUGGGAAUGAUCUCGCAGAGGCUCAGGUUGGAGGUCCUGAAGGCCCUGCAAGCCAAAUACGGCAACCAGUAUCGGCAGGACAACGUGGUGCUGAGCGGCACGCACACGCACUCGGGCCCGGCCGGGUACUUUCAGUACACGCUUUUCAUGAUCAGCAGCAAAGGUUACCUCAAGUCAUCCGUGCAGCCGCUCGUCAAAGGCAUCGUCAAGAGUGUCGAGCGAGCCCACAGCACGCUGCGGCCGGGACGGAUCUACAAGAAUCGAGGACGCGUGGAUACCAGCAGCGUCAACCGAAGCCCUCAUUCUUACCGCAACAACCCGCAGGAGGAGCAAAACAGGUAUGACGACAACGUGGACAAAGACAUGGUGCUUCUCAAGUUUACCGAUCUGGACGGGGAUGGCAUCGGCGCGCUCGGCUGGUUUGCAGUGCACGCGGUCAGCAUGAAGACCACCAAUCGUCUGGUGAGCAGCGACAACAUGGGCUAUGCCGCCUACCUGAUGGAGAAGCACAAGAACCCCGCCGCGCUCCCCGGACAGGCAGCUUUUGUGGCUGCUUUCUCAUCCAGUAACCUCGGUGACGUGAGUCCGAACAUUGAAGGUCCUCACUGCGUCAACUCUGGACUGGCCUGUGACUACUUGAACAGCUCGUGUCCUGACGGAGGGACAAAGGAGUGCCAAGCGUUUGGACCCGGGGAAGACAUGUUUGACAGCACCAGUAUCAUCGCCCAUAACAUCUUCACGAAGGCUAAGGAACUUUACGCCAGCGCGGUGGACCAAGUGACGGGCUCGGUUUAUUCGGCUCAUCAGUGGGUCAACAUGACGGACGUCACGGUCGACAUCAAUGCCACGCAGGCGGUGAGGACGUGCAAGCCAGCGCUGGGUCACAGUUUUGCUGCAGGAACCACAGAUGGAGGAGGAGACCUCAACUUCACCCAAGGUGCGGUGGAGGGCGACCCGUUUUGGGACGGCAUCCGAGACGCCCUGCUGGGUGAGCCAUCCAACCAAACGCAGGAAUGUCACUGGCCCAAGCCCAUCCUGUUCAGCACCGGAGAGAUGAACUGGCCGUUGCCGUGGCACCCAGAAAUUGUUGAUGUGCAGAUCUUCACUGUUGGAUCUCUAGCGGUUGUUGCUGUUCCUGGAGAGAUGACCACCAUGGCAGGCAGAAGGCUCAGAGAAGCCGUUAAACAGGAGCUUCAGCGAGGCGAGGCCUUCUCAGACGCAGACGUGGUGAUCGCCGGUCUGAGCAACGUGUACACGCACUACAUCAGCACCUACGAGGAGUACCAGGUUCAGAGGUACGAGGGCGCGUCCACCAUCUACGGCCCGCACACGCUCAGCGCCUACAUCCUGAAAUUCAGCCACUUGGCACGCGCCAUCGCUCAGGACCGAGUUGGCACGCUUGCCCCGGGUCCGCCUCCUCCGUUCUUCCAGAAGAAUCUUUUCAACCUGCUACCCACGGCGACACUUGACAGGAAACCGGACAACAGCAGCUUUGGAGAUGUCCUGGAGGAGGUCCUCCCUGUCUACAGACGGGGCGACGUGGUGUCCAUCACCUUUGUGGCAGGAAAUCCCCGACACUCAGGAGACGUGAGGGAUCGAAGCUUCGUCGCGGUGGAGAUGCAGGAUGACGCCGACGCUGGCGCCGACAGAUGGACGUUGGUCCAUACUGACGCCUCGUGGGAGACCAGGUUCCUCUGGCUGAAAGGCUCAGAGCGGCAGAGCAACGCCACGGUGGAGUGGCGCAUCCCGGCCGACGCCCCUGCCGCUUCCUACAGGAUCAAACACUUUGGCCACUACAAGAGCAUGAAAGGCCUGCGACCGCUCAUCACACCCUACCAGGGCACGUCCCGCGUCUUUCGGGUCAUCGACAGCUUCUACUCCGAGUGAUCGGCGCUUGUGACUUGCUGCUCCUUUGCCCCAAUAAAAUUCUGUUGAAAAGGC